GUUUUUUCUUCAUCGAAACGUCCAACGAUAACAACAACAACGUGUCCGCUUCGCGUAAAUAACUUCCACCUUAUUUUAUUGUUGUUGGCAAGUGAAAAAGCAAAAACGAAAAAAACCAACCUUACUUGUAAAUAAAUUGUUUAAAGUAAUACUUAAGAUUUCAUUGCCAGCAGUUAAAAAUUGCGCGAGUGCCGGGGAAGAUAUUAGCAUUAGAGUACAGAGUGAGAGGGAGACGAAGACUCCGUCAAGGACAUGAAAAUUGUGUAAAUUGCGUUUAACAAAAUAUAAAUAAAAAAUAAUUUACUUCAAACGACAACAGAACAUAUACAGUACAAAGCUAGAUAAUUAAUUGUAAGAGAAAAGUAUUAUUAACAAAAGCAACCAAAAUUAAGUUGGAAAUGGCUGCCAAUAAUCUGAGACAAAUACCCUUGACCUGCAGCGGGCAUACGCGACCUGUGGUCCAUCUGGAUUUUAGUGAUAUAUGCGAUUCCGGUUAUUUUCUGAUAUCGGCUUGCAAAGAUGGCAGUCCCAUGUUGCGACAUGGCGAUACCGGAGAUUGGGUGGGUACAUUUGAGGGACACAAGGGUGCCGUUUGGAAUGCAACCCUCAAUCGGAAUGCCACUUUGGCCGCUUCGGGUGCAGCGGAUUUCACAGGCAAGGUUUGGAAUGCGGUAAGCGGGGCAGAGAUUCACAGCUUCCAACAUAAGCACAUUGUGAAGAGCGUGGCCUUUGAUACGCAGUCCGAGAACAUUGUGACCGGUAGCAAUGAGAAACUGGUGCGAGUCUUUAAUUUGGAGCAGCCAGAGGCAGACCCGGAAAUAUAUUGUGGCCAUACCGGGGCUAUUAAACGGGCUUUGUUCUGUCGUGGCGACAAAUGCAUUAUCUCGGCGGCGGAGGAUAAGACCGUGCGCCUUUGGGACCGCAUGACCGGGAUCGAAGUGCAACGCCUACAAUUUCCCAACAAUCCCAAUAGCCUCGAGAUCUCACGUGACAAUCAUGUGCUGACCAUAGCACACGGGUCGAGCAUUAGUUUCUGGGAAAUUGAUACGCUUAAAAAGCUAAAGGAGGUGAAAGUGCCGACAAAUGUGGCGUCGGCCAGUUUGCAUCCGGACAAGCAUGUGUUUGUGUGCGGCGGCGAGGACUUUAAAAUGUACAAAUUCGAUUAUAUCACAGGCAAUGAGAUCGAAUCCUUCAAAGGUCACUUCGGUCCUGUGCAUUCGGUUAAGUUUAGUCCUGAUGGCGAACUCUAUGCCAGUGGCUCUGAAGAUGGCACCCUGCGCCUUUGGCAGACCACAGUGGGUAAGACCUAUGGCCUUUGGAAAUGCACCGAGCCGAACGACAUGAACAACUCAAUAAAUUCGCCACGGGAAGUGCCGGCAAACUGAUGUUGGAGAAGCUCCAGUCGCUGUUAUACAACAGUACAUCAUCGGAAAUGAAAAGUGAUUGAGAAGUGAUUUAAGGGAUGGAGAUAAUCUAUAUUCCGAAGCAAACAAACUAAAUCUCAUUGGCAUUAAAUGGUUAAAUCACACACAAAAGCUACAUACAUAUUGUGAAAUGCAAUAGAUAAUGAAAUAAAUAAAUCUAAGUUUAUCUCUUAGCAGA
Drosophila willistoni is the source of this 1602-nucleotide messenger RNA. It is a transcript of the gene wmd, whose product is annotated as serine-threonine kinase receptor-associated protein. The transcript is spliced from 3 exons. Gene Ontology annotation, biological process: spliceosomal snRNP assembly. Gene Ontology annotation, molecular function: RNA binding; protein binding. The record is from RefSeq and is a predicted model, not a curated record. Bases 399 to 1385 code for a protein of 328 amino acids. Gene Ontology annotation, cellular component: SMN complex. Lineage: Eukaryota; Metazoa; Arthropoda; Insecta; Diptera; Drosophilidae.